Arabidopsis lyrata subsp. lyrata is the source of this 1124-nucleotide messenger RNA. Its product is annotated as MATH domain and coiled-coil domain-containing protein At2g42465-like. Lineage: Eukaryota; Viridiplantae; Streptophyta; Magnoliopsida; Brassicales; Brassicaceae. The transcript is spliced from 4 exons. The record is from RefSeq and is a predicted model, not a curated record. Gene Ontology annotation, molecular function: protein binding. The coding region runs from base 153 to 983 and encodes 276 amino acids.
AUAAUUAUGUCCAAUUGUAUUAACUUUAUUUUAAGAUUUUGGUCUAGUUAUCUCGUUUGAUUAAAUUAUUACGGAUUCGGUUUUCUUAUAUUAAGAGAGAAAGUUUAAGCAAACCAUUUUCUUGAACUUGAGAGAGCAGCAUCUUUUAGCAGAUGGAGACAGAAUUGAAGAAGGCUUUUACAUGGGUGAUUGAUAACUUCUCCGAAAGGAACGAUGAGAUAAAGUCGGAUCCCUUCUCAAGAAGCGGCUGCGAAUGGUAUCUUGGGGUUUAUCCCAAGGGAUAUUGUUCUGAUCACUUGUAUGUGUACUUUGGUGUUUCGAAUCCUGAAGCAUUGCAACCUGGAUGGAAAAUGAGAGCUAGUCAUUUCUUCGUUUUGUUGAAUCAAUCCGGCAAAGAGCUCUACAGAACAUCUGAAGCAUGCAACUUGUUCUGCGCUGAGGUCUCAGACCCGUGUUUCUCUAAGACAUUGCCUCUUAGCACGCUUGAAGAAGAAGGGUUUCUGGAGAACAACAAACUAACCAUUGAAAUCUACAUUAAAGUUAAAUCAGUGAGUUGGAUCUUCGUGAAACACCCAGACAUUGCAGUAGGUUUCAGACCAAAGAACAAACUGGUGAAGAAAGCAUAUAUGAAUAUUCUCCUCGGCCUCAUCGAGACACUGCGCAAGCCUCCUCUAAGCUUGUCUGAGACUGAGCUAAGAAACGCUCACAGCGAGUUGACUAAGUUGAUGGAAGUGAGCUUCAAGCUAGACUGGUUAAAAACAAAGCUUGAGGAGGUUUCCUUGGAGAGGAAGAAAGCAGUUUCUGAUGGUUCUCAGGUCCAACAACUGAAGGAACGUGUCAAGAAUCUGGAGCUUACUGUGUGGGAUCUCAAAGUUGAACUAGAAAAGGAGAAGAUCAUUGCUGAUAAAGUUUCUUCUUUUGAUUUCAUAGGUUUUUUCAUAAAGAGAUUCUUUCUCUCUUGUUUCUCAAUCUCAAAACACUAAUUAACUAUGUUUUACAGUCAAGGCUUGAAGAGGUUUCAUUCAAAAAUAAAAUUCGGUUAUUGUGUUCUGAUUCCAAGAACUUUAAAUGGGAGCGAUUCUCUGUUUCAGUUCAUAUCAUUUUAAAUUAAAAGUUUUCUUUCA